Messenger RNA from Zygosaccharomyces rouxii, 894 nucleotides. RefSeq names its product cyclin-dependent serine/threonine-protein kinase CDC28 (gene CDC28). Gene Ontology annotation, molecular function: ATP binding; cyclin binding; cyclin-dependent protein serine/threonine kinase activity. The coding region runs from base 1 to 894 and encodes 297 amino acids. The transcript has a single exon. NCBI's taxonomy places the organism in Eukaryota, Fungi, Ascomycota, Saccharomycetes, Saccharomycetales, Saccharomycetaceae. Gene Ontology annotation, biological process: signal transduction; regulation of gene expression; protein phosphorylation. The record is from RefSeq and is a predicted model, not a curated record. Gene Ontology annotation, cellular component: cyclin-dependent protein kinase holoenzyme complex; cytoplasm; nucleus.
AUGAGUGGUGAGCUGGUCAAUUAUAAAAGAUUAGAAAAAGUUGGUGAAGGUACUUAUGGUGUUGUCUACAAAGCCUUAGAUCUACGCCAUAGUCAGAGAAUAGUCGCACUUAAAAAGAUACGGUUGGAAAGUGAAGAUGAAGGUGUCCCAUCAACUGCAAUCAGAGAAAUUUCACUCCUAAAGGAGUUGAAAGACGACAAUAUCGUCAGGCUUUACGAUAUCGUUCAUUCCGACGCUCACAAGUUAUACUUGGUUUUCGAAUUUUUGGAUCUUGAUCUGAAGAGAUAUAUGGAAGCAAUCCCCAAGGAUCAGCCAUUGGGAACCAAGAUUGUUCAGAAGUUUAUGAUGCAACUCUGUAAAGGUAUUGCAUACUGUCACGCUCACAGAAUUCUACACAGAGAUUUAAAACCCCAAAAUUUACUGAUCAAUAGGGAUGGAAACCUAAAACUAGGUGAUUUCGGUCUGGCAAGAGCAUUCGGUGUCCCACUAAGAGCUUACACGCAUGAAAUUGUAACCCUGUGGUACAGAGCACCCGAGGUCUUACUAGGUGGUAAACAGUAUAGUACGGGUGUUGACAUUUGGUCGAUUGGGUGUAUAUUUGCAGAAAUGUGCAAUAGAAAGCCAAUCUUUAGUGGUGAUAGUGAAAUUGAUCAAAUUUUCAAAAUCUUCAGGGUUUUAGGUACACCGAAUGAGAACGUUUGGCCUGACAUUGUCUAUCUGCCUGAUUUCAAGCCAAGUUUCCCCAAAUGGCAUCGUAAGGAAUUAUCAAAGGUUGUCCCAUCAUUAGAUGCCAGAGGUAUUGCUUUACUGUCUUCACUAUUAAGUUACGAUCCAAUCAAUCGUAUUAGCGCUAAAAGAGCCGCCAUGCAUCCGUAUUUUGAAGCUAUGGUAUAA